GCGUCCGGCUGCGGUCACGUCCAACUGCUGCGAGUGUGUCGCCGCGGAACGAGAGCGAGAUCCGCGCGCUGUCAUGUUGAGUCCUGACAUGUGGACAGGACACGCUGAUCCAGACUCUGUCCCUGGAUGUUCGGAGCCCGGAGUUGAUGGGAGGUAAUCCCCACCAUGUGAGUGGGCGGUGCGGGUACCGGAGGCGUGUUUUGUUUCCUUUUUUUUUCUCCAUUAUUCAAAUGCUUGCUGUACCUAUAAAAACAGCGCCUGUGUGCGUCAGAUAGUUUUCUCCAAUGGGUAAAGGUGACUAAAUACUAGUUUGUCUCUUUCGCCGGCCCAGUCGCAUCCCAUCGUCUUGGGUGGUGGUGGUGGUGGGGGGGUGGAAAGAGAUGAUGCACGACUCCGGCGGUGUCCAAAUGGCGAGGGCGCUGAAGCAUGCGGCGCUGUGCCUGAUGCUGCUGCCCCGGUUCCUCCUGGCCGCCGUCAUGCUGUGGCUCCUGGAUUUCUUGUGCAUCAGGAAAAAAGUGCUGCUGAAGAUGGGGGAGAGGCAGGACGGCCCGGACGACCCGCCGGUGUGCGUCUCCGACUCCAACAAGAUGUUCACCUUGGAGUCCCUCAGGGCCGUGUGGUACGGCCAGAGGCUGGACUUUUUCAAAUCCGCGCACCUCGGACGCGCGGCGCCCAACACCGAGGUGGUGCUGGCGCAGGGGGGGCGGCCGGUCCGGAUCCUGGACUGCAUGAAAGGGAAGAGACCGCUCAUCCUCAACUUUGGCAGCUGCUCCUGACCGCCGUUCAUGACGCGCCUGGCCGCGUUUCAGCGCGUCGUGAGCCAGUACGCGGACAUUGCGGACUUUUUAGUUGUAUAUAUCGAGGAGGCGCAUCCGUCGGACGGCUGGGUGAGCUCGGACGCGCCGUACCAGAUCCCCAAGCACCGCUGCCUGGAGGACCGGCUCCGAGCCGCGCAGCUGCUGCUCAGCGAGGUGCCCGGCAGCAACGUGGUGGUGGACAACAUGGACAACUCGUCCAACGCCGCGUACGGAGCCUACUUUGAGAGACUUUACAUCGUGAGGGACGAGCGGGUGGUGUACCAGGGGGGCAGGGGUCCCGAGGGAUACCAAAUAUCGGGGCUCCGGGACUGGCUGGAGCAGUACAGGAGCGACCUGGUGACUUCCCAGACGCCGGUGCUCCAUGUGUAGCUGAGGAUGCUAAACCAGCCGCUGCUCUGCCCAUUCGGCCUCAGUGUCCAGCCCAACAGUGCAAACUACCAGAUGCUGCUAUCAAGUGUUCACACAGGACACUUGUUUAUUUUCCACGCGUAAAGACAUAAAGACAGAAACCGGACUCAUAGCCUGAAGUCAGGUUGAAGCCUCUCUCCAGGCUGUAGGCUGAUCUAUUGAUACAUUGAUAAAUUGACUCAUGUGUGCUUGUCUCGACGUUAAUUGAUUAAUUGCUUAUAGCGAUUUUAUUUUCUGUUUUUUUUUUUUGUAUGGAAAAGUCUUGGAUCAGUUGAAACUGGAUUCAAUAAGUAAUCACUCUAUUUUUCUACAGUGUGUGUGUGUGUGUGUGUGUGCGCGCGCGCUCAUGUUAAUAUCUCGCUCCUCUCACGGUGUUUCUAUGAAGGUCGGUUUUUAAAAGGCGCAGCCAGAGAACCGACACUGAUCUUUUCCCUGACACCGGGAGCGGGUCCAUAUUAACGGGGAAGUACUUCCUCCUCCAUGCGCCAACCCCAUGUGUGUAACAUGUUGACAACAUUGUGUAACUGAAAUUUUUUUUUUCUAAUAAAUGUCCAGAUCACUCAUCCAUCACGUGCUGUUGACUGUGGAACCAACACAAGUUCGAGUUCUUCCUUUGGUCUUUUAUUUUUUUUUUGUGUGGUUCUUUAUUGUGAAUAACAAUGACACACAAGGAAAAGUGAUGGAUUCAUGAAAGACAUUUGAGGGAUACCCAGUUUUGUGUUGUUGCACCAAAGUGCAGUUUUCAGUCUGUUUCAUAAUUGUUUAUAGGAUUUACUGUCUUCCCCCUCAGACUCAGGCCUAUUCAGGUCCAAGUGAUCCACCAUUGUAAAGUGGCUGCAUAGUAAUUUACAGCAGCAGUUUAAUGCUCCUUGUGACUCAUUAGUGAAGAAUUCAUGCUUAAUUAACCCACUUUCAGCCAAGACACACGCUUAAUAAGGGAGGCUAGAGAUAAAUGUUUGUGUCAAAGUGUGUGUGUGUGUGUGUGUUUAAAAGAGAAGAAGAGGGCCUUUCCGCGUUGUGUUCAGGGGUGAUCGUGAAUCAUGACACCGCUGCUGAUCGAGUGAAAAGCCAGAAAAGGUCAGAUUCUGACAGCUCAACAAACAAGUGCGUAUUCAAUGUCGGCUAUGAAACAUAUACAUGCUCAUCGGAGGGAGUGAGACACGUCACAUUGUUUUCUUCUGAGCGCCGAGAGGUGCGUCUUUAAUCCAUCUAUCUUUAACUCUUUCUCCCUUUGUCAUCAUUGCCACACACGCCCCUUCGCCUCCUCCCCCGUAAAGUCACUGUGUAUGUGCACCUACACAAGCAGGAAUUUACACACACAUGCACACACACACACACACACACACGAGACACCUCUGCCAUACACAAUUAGGAUUAGAGAGCAAUGUGAUCACUGAAGAUCCCACAUGGGCCUCCUCCCACUCCACCAUGUGCUUUUUAAAUGUGUUCAGGUCCAAUCAUGCCUCGUCUAAAAGUAUAAGCGUCAUGCCGGAGUUAGAGCAUUGACGACUGACUUGCCCGACCCCGGCCUCCUCUUCCUCGUCCUCACAACUCCUUCACUGUUUCAAAGAGCGAUAUGAGAGAGAGAGAAAAAGAAAAGUCUGUCCCCAUGUAAACCUCCCCCGCUGUCUAAAUCAAUUACAGGCCUUCAGGAGCAAACACAGUGUUGAAGUGAUAAAAAGAAAAAGGGUCGGUGAAUCAGUGAUGUCUGACCGAAGACCUUUUGAAAGUUUCUGUGGUGACCUGGCACUGAUUGAUGACGUGGGGGAAAAGGUCAGAGAACCUCAAAGCUGUGAUUCCCCACAUAAAACAUCUUCCUCGGGCACAAAUGGUAUCUUUAAAACGACAUUUCUUUGUAUCACAGCAACAAAAAAAAAUGCAAUUUAGACUUUUCACUGGCCUUGUUGCAGGAAUUUAACAGAAAUCUGUGUCGUGGUCUUCAAACAUGCCACAAACAAGACUGGGGGAAAUAAAACUUUAUGGAGAAAACUCUCAAAAGUGGCAGAUUUGUGAUGGAAAUAGGUGAAACCUUCUUAACCCAUCUGCUCUGAGGCAUCUCUGAAGUUUAUUUUUGUCCACUGUGGUACGCACUGUGUGUUGACGUAUGCUCACUACACACUUGAAUAGAAGACUGUUGAGAUGUACAGAAGAAGCGCCUGUGAUUAUGUUCUUUUUCUGUGCCGGGGCACUGACUCCAGGAGACGGCGGUUUCUUCGACAGCGACUCGCGAGUCACAGAACGUGACCGACAUGUGUCUGUUCCCUCUCGUCUGUGGUCUGAGCCCUGUCACAUUACAGAAACAACAUCUUGCCUUUUGGCUAAAUGAUCUGCCAACCUCUCCUCCCUACCACUGUCUUUGCUCACUAACUUUAUUUUUCCUUUAUUUCUUUUCUGUCACUAAUGUAAAAAAAAAAAGAAUAAUCCAAUACAGUAACAUUUUACUUAAGAACAAAUAACUGGAUUACUUUUAUAUGUGAUUGAGUAUUUUUCGUUUAGUGGCUUCUUCUGCAUUAUGACUGUUUUUGCUACCAUUACCUGCCUGUAAUUUUUCUUUCAGUUGUGUCUUCAUCGUGUCUAACGUGCUUUGCAUUUUGUGUCCAUCUUUCUCAAUAAAUCAAACAAAUGAUCA
This is a messenger RNA of Hippoglossus stenolepis (Pacific halibut), 3855 nucleotides long. Its product is annotated as thyroxine 5-deiodinase-like. Lineage: Eukaryota; Metazoa; Chordata; Actinopteri; Pleuronectiformes; Pleuronectidae. The transcript has a single exon. Gene Ontology annotation, molecular function: thyroxine 5'-deiodinase activity. The record is from RefSeq and is a predicted model, not a curated record.